Messenger RNA from Histoplasma capsulatum G186AR, 1965 nucleotides. RefSeq names its product ethanolamine kinase. The coding region runs from base 219 to 1493 and encodes 424 amino acids. The transcript has 5 exons. Gene Ontology annotation, biological process: phosphatidylcholine biosynthetic process; phosphatidylethanolamine biosynthetic process. The record is from RefSeq and is a predicted model, not a curated record. Gene Ontology annotation, molecular function: ethanolamine kinase activity; choline kinase activity. NCBI's taxonomy places the organism in Eukaryota, Fungi, Ascomycota, Eurotiomycetes, Onygenales, Ajellomycetaceae. Gene Ontology annotation, cellular component: cytoplasm.
GACUGGCCACGCGUGUCUCCACUCUUUCAGGAACAGCGAUCCACUCGCUGGCACCUUCACAAAGCGCCCCUUGAGGAUCUCCAGCUUUUCUGUCUUGAUGAAGAACGGUUGGACUUUCUAAGCAAAUCUACAAAACUGCGACUGACCUUUUAGACUGUCUUUCUAUCCUAUCGUCAACUGACACCGAGUGUACUUUCAUUAUAGAGAAACCCUUUCAAAUGGGUUCCAGAAACGAAGGCCAUGCAUCCCUGCGAUACAUCCCGUUAUCAUACAAUCAAGCUGAUUCUCAAGCCUCAGCUCUGAGGCUUGUGUUGACGUUAAACCCGCACUGGGAACAUUCAGAAGGAGAUAUUGAGUUUAUUAGAUUUACGGAUGGAAUAACCAAUACCCUACUGAAAAUUAUAAAAAGGGUGCCAGGCCUUUCCGAUGAACAAGUCGAUAAUGAUGCAGUCUUGAUGAGAGCCUAUGGAAACCACACUGAAAUAUUGAUUGACCGCGAGCCAGGGGAAACCAGAUCUCAUGCUCUCCUUGCUGAGCGUGGCCUCGCUCCGCCACUCCUUGCCAGGUUUCAGAAUGGUCUCCUUUACCGCUUCAUUCGUGGAAAGGUAACUUCGCCAGAUGACCUUAACAACCCACGUAUAUUCAAGGCGAUAGCCCGACGACUUGCUCAAUGGCAUGCAGUACUACCAAUCAACGAGAUUUCUCCUACGUCAUCGCCCCAAGAAAGGCAGGAGACAACUUCUCCGGCCCGCCCAACUCUUACGCCCACAGCCUCAACAGAGGUGGAUGAUAUAACCCCUGUAAAGAUUCGACAUGCAGGAACCAGUUUCUGGUCCGUUUUGCAGAAGUGGAUUCUUGCCUUACCAGUGAGUACAGAGCAGGAGCGCUUGAGGCGGAGGAAGCUUCAAAAGGAAUUUGAAAGAAUAGUUGCAGAGUUCGAUGAUGAUAAAGGACUUGGCAAGGGCGGGCUUGUAUUUGCCCACUGCGACCUUUUGAGCGCCAAUGUCAUCGUUUUACCGCGCGGCGUCGACUCAACUCCCGCUAAUGCAACUGAGGAUGAAACUGUGAACUUCAUCGACUAUGAAUACGCCACGCCAUCACCAGCGGCAUUUGAUAUUGCGAACCAUUUCGCAGAAUGGGCCGGUUAUGAUUGCGAUUUCAACAAGAUACCGACGCAGUCCGUUCGGAAGGAAUUCCUCACUGAAUACGUCAAGAGCUACGCUGAACAUUCUACAUUAUCUGGAGCUAAUCAAAAGGACGUAGUUGAGAAAUUGUUUAAAGAUGUUGAUCGAUUCCGUGGAAUUCCUGGCUUCUAUUGGGGUGUAUGGGCGCUAAUUCAAGCGACAAUUUCCCAGAUCGAUUUCGACUAUGCGUCUUAUGCUGAGUUGCGGCUGGGUGAAUAUUGGGCCUGGCGUCGUGAGAUUGAUGGAACACGUUCACAAGCAGGCGAAGAAAUGCCCUUACGAGAGCGACGGUGGGCACAAGAGGCAUAGAUGAGCUCAUUUAUCAAUUAAGUGAUUCGUCUGCGAUCUCUUUCCUGCUAACCAAGAAUUAUAAUUAGUUGAUUUCGUUUUGCUUUGACUUCAGCCAACAGCAUGUUGGCCCUCCUAUCAUCCUAUUCUCAUUUUAAAGCCGCGUUCUUUAUGUUUGUUCCAAUCGCACCCUUUACAGCAACAUACACCUUAAAGGUAUUAUCCCCAUUAUGUUCUGUUACUCGCGAACGACAUCGGUAUUCACCUGAGGCUGUGUUUGCCCAAAACAUAAGCGAUUAUAUCAAGAAACAGGAUGCUGCAGAAGCGCACUGUUUAAACCCGGGAGCCUGCGCGUUAGAUUAGGGAACUAGAAAUGAUGUUAUUUGCCUUCAACGAUCAACUCCACAACGAAGGAUAUGACUUUAAAUUCAUCUCAUGCACUGGGUUCUGUUUUGCGCUCUUUAGGUAUAUCAAUACAGUAUUAUAUUUUCAG